Seriola dumerili (greater amberjack) is the source of this 1652-nucleotide messenger RNA. RefSeq names its product tumor necrosis factor receptor superfamily member 21-like (gene tnfrsf18). The record is from RefSeq and is a predicted model, not a curated record. Gene Ontology annotation, cellular component: external side of plasma membrane. NCBI's taxonomy places the organism in Eukaryota, Metazoa, Chordata, Actinopteri, Carangiformes, Carangidae. The transcript is spliced from 7 exons. Gene Ontology annotation, molecular function: protein binding. Bases 1 to 801 code for a protein of 266 amino acids. Gene Ontology annotation, biological process: defense response to Gram-positive bacterium; negative regulation of alpha-beta T cell proliferation; positive regulation of peptidyl-tyrosine phosphorylation.
AUGUUUCCUCUGGAGUGUUCACUGGUAGUUCUAUAUGCCCUGAGUAUUUGGACUAUAGGAUAUGCUAAAGUCAACUGCGGUGAUCAACAGGUUCAGAUUGAACAACAGUGCUGUGACAAGUGCCCCCCAGGUAAAUAUGUGAAGGAGUUCUGCACAGAGCACAAGAAAACUCUCUGUAGCCCCUGUAAUGACGGCUUCUUCUCGAAUCAAUACAGCAUCUUUGACAGAUGUGAAGAAUGCCAGUCAUGCCCAUAUGGAUAUGCUGAGAAAUGUACGCCCAUCACAGAUGCAAAAUGUUCAUGUCCCCCUGGUUUCCUGUGCUCCAACAAUGUCUGUUCUGCUUGUGAGGAAAACAAACACGUCACACAGGAGAAACUGAACAUGACAGACUAUCUGUGCCCUGAAAAUGCCUAUUUUGAUGCGAAAAACAAAAUCUGCAAGCCAUGGACACAGUGCAGUGCGAUUGGACUUGCUGAACUGUUUCCAGGAAACCAAACCCACGACUCAGUUUGUCUUGUACUUGCAGCGGUGCACAGCAGUGAUGGAGAACACAUUCAUGUGAUUCUUGGCAUCAGCUUUGGUUUGGUCUCUCUCAGCCUCCUUGUGUUUCUGUGCUAUGCCUGUACAAAGAGCCUAAGGAAGCUCAAAGCAAAUAAUUAUCCUGUCUUAGUGACCUCUACCAACACUGGUGACUUUCACCUGUCAAAGGAGGAGAGUGGACUCCAGUUCAUCAUUCAGGAUGAAAGCAAGGACAGCAACACCUUUGGCGAACUGCAUGUGGGAAAAGUCACCUUUCCUUGAUAAAAAGUCUAAGAUGAAAGUCUGACUAACUACAUCUAUACGAUACAGAAUCAGAACACCCUAUAAACAGUGGAACGUGUAAAGGUUAGAGGUGCAGGCUUCUGAAUGAAAGGUCCAAGCUUUGAUCUCUGGACUGAUCACAUAGACCUGGACAGGAAGCUGAGAGGCCAGCAUGUGCGCCUUCCCUUUUACCACUGUUGAGGUUCCCUUGGGCAAAGCACUUAAAUUCUGGUCCAGUAGUGCUACUUUUGUCAAGUAUAAAAUAAUAAUACAAAGUAAAAAUAGGAAAAAACUAAAUCUGUGAAAAUCUAAAGACUGAGGUAUUUCAUUGUCUAAUGUGCACUUCACUUCUCCAGAUAUGGAUGGGGUGUGACUAAAGGUUAUGCUUGGAUUUAGCUGAAAUUAUUUGAAGAAUUACAUGUUUUUCUAUUACUAAGGGACUUAAACAAAAUUGACAUUACAACCAAAACAUUAGUAGUCUUCUGUAUAUUUAUUUGUAGGGAUACACUGACCAAUACCUCAGCUCAGGGUAUCUGCCGAUACUGAGUACUGAUUGGAUACCAGUCCUCUUAUAUUUUCCUAAAUUCAUUAAUUUAGUUUAAUGUGGAUAGGUCACAUCGUGGCUGAUAUCCAUGCUUAUGGUAAUAAGGUCAUAAUCAGCACAGAUACUGAUCUGGCGUAUGAGAUUACCCUUAGUUAUGCAGGGAACCAUAACGGUAACCCAUUCCUGAUACCCAUUCCCAAGAUUUUAGUAUACCAGUGUGCUCACAUAUAAGGAUAUAAUGAGAGAGGUUUGACAGAGUGGACAAAAUCAUGUCAUUAUAAAACUUUAUAAUAAAUGAUAUACUGUA